CAGUGAGCUAGAAAGAGACAGAAAAACAGGAAUUCUAGAGAGAGAGAGUCAGGGAGGGCUGGGUUAGGUUGAUCCUUUGGGUUGGUUCCAGAUUUUCUGAAAGGUUCUUAUGGAAGAUGGAGCAAGCUCUAGCGGUGUAUUAUGUAUGGGUGCUGAUAUCUUGUUGUCUUGGCCUUUAAUUUCCUCUCCCUCAUUGUUUCUGUGAGAAUUUUGGGUGAAGAAGUAGUGGUUUGAAAAUGGGAAAGAAAGGGAGUUGGUUUUCUGCCAUCAGAAGAGUAUUUUUUACUCCACAUUCUUCUUCCAAAGAUAAGCGCAUCAGUGGGCCAGAAAAGACAAUAUAUCAGGAAAAGAAGAAGGGCCGUAGAAGAAUACUGAAGCGUGGCGAGUUGAAGUCAUUUAUUUUCAGAGAACCAAGUAGUAUUGAGAAGAUAUUGGGAGAGAUAGAUGAGCAGAGGCAACUUGUUCCUCUAUAUUCUGAACAACAAAAAAUCGUUUCUGAGAGGCCAACGUCUCCUAGGAGUACUCCCCCCCGGACUACUCCGUUCAGAGAUGUGUCUCCUAAGCAUUCCCCUCCUAGAGAAGUUUCUCCAAGGGUUGCAUCCCCAAAGCCUGACCCUCUCAUAGUUAGCUCCCAACAAGCUGCCUCUUCUCAUGUUGCCCUUCCAAAGUCUGCUUCUCCUAAGGCGGCUUCUCCCAGAUUUGCUUCUUCUAAGGUGAACCAGAACCGCAAAGAAACCAGUAAUGUUUAUAGAGCAGAACCAACUUUUCAAGUGCUUCAACUUUCAGCUAUUAGGAUCCAGUCAAUCUUUAGGGGUUACAUGGCGAGGAAGAAUUUCAGAUCUUUGAGGGGUUUACUGAGGCUUCAAGGAUUUAUUAGAGGUGAUAAUGUCAAAAAGCAAACCGUUAAUGCCAUGAAACAGAUGCAUCUUUUUGUUAGGAUACAAAAUCAAAUUCGAUUACGUAGGAUCGAAAUGACAGAAAACCAAGCAGCCCAGUGGCAGACUUCCAAGAAUUAUAAGGACGGGGAGAGCACCUUGAGCAAAUGGUCCCUGCCGUCUGAGGCAGGUCACAAUGAGAAUUGGGAUGGUAGCAGGCUGACCAAAGAUGAAGUUGAUGAAAGACGACAAAAAAAACUAGAGGCAACCAUGAAGAGAGAGAGAGCCAUGGCUUAUGCAUAUUCUCAUAAGCUUUGGAAAGCCAAUCCUAAAUACAAAAUGAACAUCCAAUCAAAUGGUUUCCCAUUGUGGUGGAAGUGGUUAGAGCAUGCACUACCUUCUGUAAAUCAUUCUGUAAGCCAGUCUGCUGUUAAAAAAUCCCAUCAAUCACCAGCAAGGGCAAUUUCAGAGUGCACACCAAGACCUCUACUAAGAAAUUACACCGAGUAUGGUGGACAUUUUGAAGCAGAUACCCCAACAUCAACAAAGUCAUCAGUUCCAGCAAGACCAAAACCAUUUCAUACUCCUGGUAGAACACCUCCUUCUUCAAGCCUAAGAAAAAAGUAUGCCCACUCUGGAGCCAGCUUUGCCGGUUCACCUUAUAAGUUCCCUUCGAAGGACGAUGACAGCCUAACAAGCUGUCCUCCAUAUUCAGUUCCAAAUUACAUGUCACCUACCAUUUCAGCCAAAGCCAAAGCCAGUCCAAGGGAGGGAAGUAUAGGAACCCCAUCCAGUCACUCAGGCAGGAGGUUAUCCUAUCCUUUGAAUGUGGGGUCAUUCAAGUGGAACAGAGGUUCCAGCAAAGGCGGUGCUUCAUCUCUGAAGGAUUUUAGUGGAAGUGCGGAUAGGUUGAGUGUGGAUUCUGCUGUUUCUAUGCCAGCUUCAGUUGAUAGGAAACCAUUUAACAGAUUUGUGUGACCCCAUUGUGUGGCUAGAUUGUUUUCCUUUUGUAGUGUGAAGCUUUUUCUGCAUGCAUUGGGUCAUUGGGUGUGUGUGUAUUGAGAUUGUGCUUUAUUGUGCUUAUUCCCAAAUACUGAUUGUGGUUGAUAUUGCAUAUUGGUAUUAGUGUAAUAGUGUUUAUUCUCUAACGUUGCAUUUUUUGAGCUUUUGGGAUCAAUGUGUUCUUCAGUAGUUC
Messenger RNA from Cuscuta europaea, 2070 nucleotides. Lineage: Eukaryota; Viridiplantae; Streptophyta; Magnoliopsida; Solanales; Convolvulaceae. The record is from the annotation of a GenBank genome assembly.